UUUAGUCAAUGGUUUCACUUAUGAAUACUCAGCUGAUUCGUUAUUUGUUUCUCCUGUUUCGCACAAUACAAAAAUAAAUUGAUCGUGUAAAAUAUUAUUUUAAUAUCUAACAAUAUAAAUAUUUCAUAUUUCAUACAAAAAGAAGUUAUUAAUAUAUGUUUUACAAUAACAUGUAAUAAACUGAUAAAAAAAAUUUUUUAAAUAUCAUGUCCAGAGAAUUACGAAAACACUAAUGUAAGUAACAGAUCAAAAUUUGAGACAAAAAAUAUAAAAAUAUGUCGUCUUCGACUGAAAAUGUUGCAAUAAAGCAACCUAUUAGGCGCUUGGAGAUCCAAAUUAAUAACUUCAAUGUGGCCAUACCACAUCAUGUUAACUUAUUAAAACGGCAUAAAAGUAACAUUGAAAAAUAUCAAACACAACAUGAGUGGGAAAAGAUGCAUAGAGAACACAUAAAUGUAGCUAGGAUUAUAAAACAGCUUAAAGAAUUACUAUAUCAAAUGGACACUUUAAGAGCUCAUGUUCUUGAUUCUGACAUUAAUCAGUUUGAUAAAUUAACUGGCAAUGCCCGUACAAGUAUUAUGAAUGCAGUCAGAGAAUAUAUGGAAUUACAGCUGAAUUUGCCCAUGUCACAACCAGAGUCACCCAAAGAAGAAGAUCAACCCAAAAGUCAUCCACUUGACGACACAUAUAUCCAGCUCCAGAAAGAACAGCAGGAGCUGCAGCAUCAGGAGGCAUGUCUGCAUACUUGGAACACCUUGCAAGAAGAUAUACAUCAACUUCAUCAAUUAUUUCUUGACUUUAACAAAAUUGUUGAUGACCAGAAGGAGCUAGUAAAUGCAGUAGAAGACAACAUAGAAGUAACAAAUGUGAAUGUAACGGAGGGUGAGAAAUUCCUUCAAAAAGCUGCUAGGUACAAAGUUACUAUGUACCCUUUAGCAGGAGCUGUAAUUGGAACUUGUAUUGGUGGACCGGUUGGUUUACUAGCUGGAUUAAAAGUCGGUGGUCUAACUGCGUUAGGUUGUGGUAUUUUAGGAUUUACUGGAGCAUCCAUAAUAAAGAAAAAGGAGAUAGAAAUGCAAAAAUCGAGAUCAACAGAGGAGCAUAGUUUAACUGAGCAAAAAUCUGUGCAGAAAUCAAUAUCUUUACCUGAGAAUUUACAAGAAACUAAGAAGGAGUUGUGACAUAUGCCAAAAUGUGAUAUUAGCGAUAAGAGUAAAAGAAAGAAUGCCUGCAGUGUCGUUUAAUCUUAAAGCACUGAUAUUAACAAUUCAAUGUUUUUAAAGAUUUAGGGAUUCUUUAUAUUUAUUCUGUAUAUAAAACAAGAAUAUUUUACAAAUUAUUAUUAUUAAGGAUAUUACGACUAGAUAUUUCUAUAAAAAUGACUUGUGACUUAUGAUAAA
Bombus pyrosoma is the source of this 1400-nucleotide messenger RNA. It is a transcript of the gene Syx17, whose product is annotated as syntaxin-17. Bases 276 to 1181 code for a protein of 301 amino acids. Gene Ontology annotation, biological process: intracellular protein transport; exocytosis; vesicle fusion. The record is from RefSeq and is a predicted model, not a curated record. Lineage: Eukaryota; Metazoa; Arthropoda; Insecta; Hymenoptera; Apidae. Gene Ontology annotation, cellular component: endomembrane system; SNARE complex; autophagosome membrane. Gene Ontology annotation, molecular function: SNARE binding; SNAP receptor activity. The transcript has 5 exons.